CCUUUUUCUUAUUUGCGAUGAAAAAGCAAACGAAAAAUUCACGUCUUGAAACAAGCGAACGUCGGCAUAUUAAAAUUGAAUAAGUUUCUCUGAAAAAUUUAUUUUAAUUAUAGAAUAUAAAAAUAUAAAAGUUUAUUGCAAAUAAAAAUUAAAUUACUCAACCAAAAACACAAAUUUAAAUAAAUUAAAAUAGGCUAUUAUUAAAAGAAAAAGUGAAAACAAAAUGUUAGUAAUUCAUUGAAGAAAAAAUUUAUCAUUUGAAAAGCAGAAAAAAAAAUAUAAAAAAUUCAACACCACCGCGGAGGCGGGGGCACAAAAACAACAAGAUGAGAUCAAAUCGAUGAGAAUAACGAAGAACGAUGUAAAAGACACACACUAAGAAGAAGAAAAAGGCAAAAGAAAUAAUGAAAUGUGAACAACAUACAACAACACAAAGAUAAAAUUAAAAAAAUACGUGCAAAGUUUUUGUUGUUUUUGUCUUCUACUACUGCUGCUGCUACUUUAGUAAUUCUCCACUAAACAAUAGUGUUGUUGUAGUACUUGUUAUUUAUUCGUAUUAUUAGUGCACAGCCCUGGGAGGAGUAAAAACAGAAGAAGCAGAAAAAACGAAUGAAGAAGUAGAGAAAACGAAAAAAUGAAAUGAAUUUGUGAAUUUUUUAUUAUUGUAGUUUUUUUAAACAACAAAAAGUGUACAAAGCUACAAAGUCAAAAAGGCAAAGUGAAUAAAAUAUUUCUGCAAUUAAUUGGAAAAUAAAUAAAUUUAAAUACAAAAAAAGAAAAAAAUUCAUAAAUUUUGAUUUGUGUGUAUGUGUUUAGUGAGCCAACGCGUUUAAAAUUUUGCAAUUGCAAUAUAUCCCCUUAAGAAAAAAAAAAUCCCAAAAUAGGAUUCAUUGUUUUUUAUUAACGUUUAUGUGGUUUACUAGGGUGCUCCUUCACAUCAAGCAGUCAUUCAACCGAAAAUUGAUUUUUUCUAUUUGGCAUUUGGCGUCAAAAAAGCUUUUAAUGUUUAAACGCUGAGCAGUUUUGUUGCAAACUAAUCAAUAUUGAGAUUUCAACAGCACAAUGCCACUGCCCAAACGUUCAAUUGAGCCGGUGCAUGUGGCCCGUUCUGUCUAUCAACAGGAUGAAUUACAAUCGGUAGAAUUGGAAACAGUCACAAACACAACACUAACAAAUAUCAUAAGACAAUUGUCAUCGUUGUCAAAACAUGCCGAAGAUGUAUUCGGUGAAUUGGCACGAGAUGUGGGAAAUAUUGGUGAUCGUGCCAAUUCACUGCAGGCACGCAUUGAUCGUCUAGCCAUUAAGGUAACACAAUUGGAUAGUACCGUCGAAGAAGUGCCCCUAACGGACAUCACACGAAAGAAAGCUUUUAAAUCUGCCAAAAAUUUCGAUCAACAAAUAUUUUCACGAGCCACUAUGCCAGCGCCAAUGCUGGAAACAUAUGCACAAUGUGAUAAACCACCACCUCUAGAUAAACUGAACGUUUAUCGGGAUGAUGGUAAAGAUGGUCUUAAAUUCUAUACAGAUCCUAAUUAUUUCUUUGAAUUGUGGCGUCAGGAGAUGCUUAAGGAUACGGAACGUGUUAUGCACGAUAAAGGCAAGAAAAUGCAUCGACCACGACAGGAUGGCGGUGCUAGUGGUCGUGGACAUAAGAAACGAGUGCGUACACCCCAUAAUACACGAGAGAAACAACGACAAAUUGCUAUUGGACAUGGUGAAACUUUAAUGCCAAAUAAUGUUAUUUAUCGAACACCAAAUUCUGUGGUCAACGAGGAAGCCGGCUAUGGUGGUACACAACUUGUUGAAAUACACACUGUCACAGAUAGUGAGAGUGGUACGACAACAGCACAACAGCUACAACAACAACAUCAAUACCAUCAGCAACAAUAUCAACUAAUACAACAACAUCAACUACAAGAACAACAACAGCAACAACAUUUAGGUGGUAAUGGUGGUGGUUAUGAUGGUAUACAAUUAAGUCGUCUUAGACCAAAUGUGAUCAGCACAAACAACUUUGAUGAUUUAACAUGUAUGGGCAUUUACGAGACACGACCAGCACGACCCAAUUCUAUAGAAUUGCGACGCAGUUAUCAAUCCGAACAAAUUGAUGGUGUUUAUGGACCGUUAUCACCACAAAAUGCUGGUAAUAUGAUGACAAAUGCCCAAGGUGGUGGCAGUCAGUAUGCUACAACAGCAUAUGCUGCCAAUGGCAUGCAUCCGUCACAGCAAAUGCAACAGCAUCAGGGUAUGGCUGGCAUGCAGCAUCAUCAACAACAGUCACAUCUACAGCAUCAACAGCAACAACAGCAGCAGCAACAAAUGUACGACGAUGCUCUCUAUCAUCAAUCGCACGCCUUGUAUGGUCAGACCGGUCAAGGUCCCAUGUCGCCAGAACCGAUUUAUGCUCCCGGCACACCAUCACGCACCAAACCACGACCCUCACAACCACCACCGGCACCACCAUCGAAUGGUAGUGGCGGUGGUACACCAACAGCAUCGAGCGCUAAUACACCUACACGUGGUCGCAGUAUGUCAACAAGUCGGGAUGCUCUGCCACCACCGCCUCCCAUACCAGAUGGUAUGAUUAACACAACAUCCCCAUCACAAAUGUUGGCUCAAUUGAAUGGUGGCGGUAGUGGUCAUAUUGCAGCGAAAUUAUUAGCUCGCACCAAUAGCACAUCGAGAGCUGGCUCUCCACAAUUGGCACCGAGCAGUGUACAGGAUGCGAAUGCCUUAGUAAUGGCACAAUUGAAUAAUACCAUAAAUAGUUUCAAUAGUAUGACUAUGGGUGGUGGUAUGCAACAAAUGAAUUCAUUAAAUGAUUUGCCACCACCACCACCGGUGCCGGAUCAGCAUGAACCAAAGCUAUCGCCACCUAAUGCGGCGCCACCACCACCUCCUCCUCCACCACCAUUGGAUGAGAACGGUUCAUCGCCUAUUAAUCAAGGACCACAUCAAAUUAUGCCAAAAUCAUUGCCAAAUGGUGAUAUACAAUCGAACGGAAUGAUGGGUGGACCAAAACCACAACCUAAGAAAAUAUUACCACCAUUCCACGAUACUAGAUCCGAUUUAAUGAAGGCCAUAAGAGAUGGAAUAACACUUCGCAAAGUGGAAAAAUCCGAACAGAAAGAAAUCGAACGUAAUACUGGCCUUCAUGAUGUGGCCUCCAUUCUAGCUAGACGUGUUGCAAUAGAACUUUCCGAAUCCGAAGACUCGGACAGUGAUGACGAUAGUGAAGGUUGGAUGGAACCAAAUGAAACUUCUGCUUGAUCCCUUAUGUCUUCUUUAAUACCUGAAAAAAUCAAAAAGAAAAAGUAAAUUUAAAAUGGAAAUAAUAGCAUUUGUUUGUAUUUCUUGUAAAACACUAAAUGUGAAAAGUGCAUUUGAAAAUAGCAACUAGUUAAACGAAAAAAAAUAAGAAAUGAAUGUCUUUGCCAAUCCCCAUAAAAACCUUUAAAUUCCUUUCUAAAUAGACAGAUAAACUCUUCCUCUCUGAAUGAAAGCAACACAAAUUAUUAUAAUUAUAAUAGAAAAAAAAAACGAAUAAAAUAUUUAGAAUCAUGUCUUGAAAAGAAAUGUUUUUUUUAGCAGUCAUUAAUCUAUAUUAAAAACAAAACAAAUAUUAUGUAUUUUUAAAGUAUUGCUGUAAAAGCAAAAAAAUAAAGCAAAAUAUGCAACAUAACGAAAUGAAUUAAACUUGAAGUAAUAAAAUGCAAUUGAUUGAUAUAAACUUCUUUAAGAAAUUAACAAUAAUGAAAGAAAACAACAAACAAAGUUAAUCAAAAAUUAAAAAACAACAAAUUUAAUAUUCA
Messenger RNA from Lucilia sericata (common green bottle fly), 3812 nucleotides. RefSeq names its product wiskott-Aldrich syndrome protein family member 3-like. Gene Ontology annotation, cellular component: cytoskeleton; SCAR complex. Gene Ontology annotation, biological process: positive regulation of Arp2/3 complex-mediated actin nucleation; actin cytoskeleton organization. The transcript is spliced from 6 exons. The coding region runs from base 1063 to 3270 and encodes 735 amino acids. Gene Ontology annotation, molecular function: Arp2/3 complex binding; protein kinase A regulatory subunit binding; actin binding. NCBI's taxonomy places the organism in Eukaryota, Metazoa, Arthropoda, Insecta, Diptera, Calliphoridae. The record is from RefSeq and is a predicted model, not a curated record.